AUGGCAGCCCUAGCCAGCGCACUCGGCCUUGGCCUCGGAACCGGUGCCGGCACCGGCACCUCACUGCUCUCGACACCAGCACACAACCACGCAGCCGGCCUCCUCGGCUUCCACUUCGUCUGGGCGUACGUCGUCCUCGCGCCGCGGACACUGAAACAGAUCCACGGGAUCGACCACCAGGCGUCGCCGCGGUACGACAUAACACUAUACGGCGCGGGGGCCGUACAGGCGGGAACCCUCACACAGGCACAGCUCGAGAUGAUCCAGCGCUGCGACUCGGCGCACUACAACUCGGUCGAGAACUACGCGCUGCUAGUAGGCGCUUUAGGACUUGCCUCGCUCGCGCGCGUCGACGCGCGGGCCGUCAACCGUGCCGGGCUGGUGUACACGGCUGCGCGCGUGGCCUACGGGUUUGUCUACGUGCUUAUCGACCACCCGCGCUGGUCGAUCAGUCGUGGUGUGUUGUGGUGGAUUGGUAACGGCAGCUGCUUGUUCCUGCUGUGGAAGGCGUCGGAGAAAUUGGGCGUGGGCGGGUGA
Lasiosphaeria miniovina is the source of this 537-nucleotide messenger RNA. RefSeq lists its product as uncharacterized. Bases 1 to 537 code for a protein of 178 amino acids. Gene Ontology annotation, cellular component: membrane. The record is from RefSeq and is a predicted model, not a curated record. The transcript has a single exon. Lineage: Eukaryota; Fungi; Ascomycota; Sordariomycetes; Sordariales; Lasiosphaeriaceae.